AUGAAUAUGACGGCGGCGAGGAGGAAGAAGAGGCUCUUCCCGCUCAGACUACGGCCGCUCCAGCCGCGGCGCCUCCUCGCCAUCGCCUUCUUGGCCGUGACCCUCCUCUUCCUCGUCCUCGUCCUCCUCUCCGUCACCCCUUCCUCGCCACGACCCCGCCGCGUCGUCGUCACAAGAUCCUCGUCCUCGCUGCCGCCGUCUAGCUGCGGCGCGGAGAGACUCGGGGAGCUCGGCGAUAUGAUGGUGUCCAUGCUCCCCAAGGGCCUCCCCUUCACCGUCUUCGUGCCCUUGCUGUACUCGUUCCGCCGCGUCCUCAGGCUGCGGCCCAACUGCAGCGCCACCGCCGAGGAGGAGGCGGCCGGCGACAGCGACACCAACACACACGUUUGUUGUUGCAGCUCGUCGAAGCUCAACAGUACCGUUAUCACCCUGGACACACGCGCGCUAGAGAACGCUGGGUUCAGAGAACCCCGCAGCAGCCUAAGUCUGACGAGAAAUCGACAAUAUUCAGGCUAG
Molecule: messenger RNA, 516 nt
Organism: Phragmites australis (common reed)
Lineage: Eukaryota; Viridiplantae; Streptophyta; Magnoliopsida; Poales; Poaceae
Exons: 1
Coding region: 1-516 (171 amino acids)
Source: RefSeq, a predicted model, not a curated record